Messenger RNA from Protopolystoma xenopodis, 243 nucleotides. NCBI's taxonomy places the organism in Eukaryota, Metazoa, Platyhelminthes, Monogenea, Polystomatidea, Polystomatidae. The record is from the annotation of a GenBank genome assembly.
AUGCUUGACUCACGAAAUCGCACAACAAACUCUCUUCACUGUACUCGUCCUGGCUCAUACCCUUUGACUGUCAACCAACCACAUUCUCUACAGACGGGGCUGAGCCUACUAUUAAAUCCUCCAGACUCUGCCGCUCUCAUGCUACACCUCAGAUCCGAGAUCACUUACCUCAAUAGGUCUCAAGUGGAAAGUCCCGAUUCACAGCUCUCCAAUAACCAGGAUGCAUCAGCUACAUCGUCUUAA